AUGGCCACACUUGAGGAAUUGGAGCAGGACGAGCUCAUCGAUCAAGAGAUCGCGCUGUCGCUGACGCAAGACAUUGCCAACAGAACAAAACUUCUUCAUAACGACAUUUCAGUGAUGUUCUCUGAAAGCCAGAGACUCAGUCACGAAAAGGCCGUCAUGGCCGAACGCAUCAAGGACAACCAGGAGAAAAUCAACAACAACAAACAGCUUCCGUACUUGGUGGGCAACGUGGUGGAGCUCUUGGAUCUUAAUGCCGAGAAGGAGGCGCUAGAACAGGGUGGUAACUUGGAUGUGGAUGCUGCCAGACUGGGCAAAUCGGCUGUGAUCAAGACCAGUACGCGGCAGACGAUCUUUUUGCCGCUCAUCGGGUUGGUGGAUCCGGCAGAUUUGAAGCCCAACGACUUGAUUGGCGUCAACAAGGACUCGUACCUCAUUUUGGACCUUUUACCUUCGGAGUACGACUCGAGAGUCAAGGCCAUGGAGGUCGACGAGAAGCCCACGGAGGAUUAUUCUGAUAUCGGUGGCUUGGACAAGCAGAUUGAGGAGUUGAUUGAGGCCGUGGUGUUGCCCAUGAAGCAGGCUGAGAAGUUCAAGGCCUUGGGGUGA
Molecule: messenger RNA, 606 nt
Organism: Candidozyma duobushaemuli
Lineage: Eukaryota; Fungi; Ascomycota; Pichiomycetes; Serinales; Metschnikowiaceae
Exons: 1
Coding region: 1-606 (201 amino acids)
Biological process (GO): proteasome-mediated ubiquitin-dependent protein catabolic process
Cellular component (GO): proteasome regulatory particle, base subcomplex
Molecular function (GO): proteasome-activating activity
Source: RefSeq, a predicted model, not a curated record